Molecule: messenger RNA, 326 nt
Organism: Entrophospora sp. SA101
Lineage: Eukaryota; Fungi; Glomeromycota; Glomeromycetes; Entrophosporales; Entrophosporaceae
Source: the annotation of a GenBank genome assembly
CAACCAUCUUCAUCAUUAAAACGUAAUGUGUCAAUAUCAAAAGAUGGUAAAGUUAUUUACACCGAAACUAAACCAUUAGGUAAAGUGGGUGGAUUAGAAUUUGUAGCAGUGGAGAAAGCUGAUCCAAGAAGUAUUCCCUCAUAUUAUUUUAUGAAUGACAAUCCAGUUAAUAAUGAUGACAACGAAUAUCCAUUGCCUAAUAAUAAUGUUGUUAAUAAUGGUAAUUAUAUUGGAUCAUCAUCAUCUGGUGAUGAAAAUCGAGUUAUUAAAAAAUCCAGUGAUAAUGAAGAGCCGGAACCAAGAAAAUCUACACAACAGGAACGCAU